AUGGAGAUGCAAUCGUGGUUUUUGUGUUUAAUCCUUAGCUUUGGCUUGGUUGUACUGUCAGACGCGCAAAGACCGCCCUAUAUUCCACCGCCUGAAUAUGGGAGAAAAAGGAACGCUGAGGACAUACUUCAGGUAAAUAGACUUUUUGACUUAGGAACGUUGAGUGUUUUUUCCAUAAGCCUCUAAAUUUUCUGACUUACACUGAGUCACAUGAAUUAAAACCAUAUCUUGCAAAAACAAAAGACUUUUUAUUAUAAGGAUCUACUUUUCUAUGUCUCAUUUCUCCGUUACGGAUGUCAUUUUGAGAGCAAUCUGGUAUAUUUUCUUUGUUCAGUAACACAGCUUGUCGCGGGGUAAAGAUAAUGAGGAAAAAACUUAGUGGUUUGUUGUGUUAGUGUGCAACACUAUUAAAAAAAUUAUAACUUUUUUUUUCAAGGAAAACGUACUCAGUGCAGAUGAAGAUAGACCCUCGUAUAUUCCACCGGUUGAAUUUGGAAGAAAGCGAGAAAUUAACCGUCGACUAAUGGUAAGUCCUUUCGGGCUUCACCCGUAUUCCAUUCUCAGUAUCGCUUUUGCCAAGAGUUAGACUUUUGAACUGGCACUAAACGAAAUGUUUAACGAACCAAGGAAAUGAAAGAAGAAAUGCCCCGGUCAAAUUAUUAGUAUUCAAUCUUUUUAAUUUCUUAAUAAGUAGUCAUAUCUCUACUCUCUUCUUAUUCGUUAAUUUCUGUAACAGUUAUUUAACUGUUUGCGGGCAAAAAGAGCGCCGGUAUUUGUAUUCAAAUCGAUUGAUGGCAGAUUCGAUCGUAACAUUAUUGACGACAUACAUUUGUCCUGCGAGGUCAUCAGCUUAACUUGGGACAAGGCUAAAUAGAAAAAAUUGACAAACGGGCGGACGGAAGGAACCGAGCGAGAGACUAGGGGAAAGGUCAGCAUUCCCCAGUACCCAGUCCCUUUUCAGGUUUCUCUCGCUGUCUCCGCCUAUAUUUAACCCUUUUUUUCCUUUUUUCCGAUUUAGCAAACCGAAAUGAAGGGAAACAUAGGAAUUGCAAUUCACAAAUUAGAUCAAGAUUAAAUCAGUUCUUGUCACAGGCUUUAUUUCGUAAAUUUUUAGCUGACAGCUCAAUUUGAUCAAGAGCUUUUGGUUGAAUGAGUUUAUAUUGAGGCGAAUCUGGUGAUCGCGAUCCAGGCCAUAUAGCAAUGCGCUAAAAUUCAAAUAAUUUGUUUUUCUGUUUCAGGAAAAGCUACGAUAUCAUCGCCAUCAAUAA
Messenger RNA from Porites evermanni, 1268 nucleotides. The record is from the annotation of a GenBank genome assembly. Lineage: Eukaryota; Metazoa; Cnidaria; Anthozoa; Scleractinia; Poritidae.